Phytophthora infestans T30-4 is the source of this 384-nucleotide messenger RNA. RefSeq lists its product as uncharacterized. The record is from RefSeq and is a predicted model, not a curated record. The coding region runs from base 1 to 384 and encodes 127 amino acids. Lineage: Eukaryota; Oomycota; Peronosporomycetes; Peronosporales; Peronosporaceae. The transcript has 3 exons.
AUGGGUGAUAUCUCAGCACUGGGUAUCAGAUCACUGUUCUUUGUCAUUGGUCCAUUGUUUAGCGGAAAGAACAAUCUAUGUCUAUUCAUCUUAAAGAACUUUCCUUAUGUAUUUGCGCAUCUGACAAAUAUUGCACGGAAUCCGCACCAGGAGCUCGUUAAUCAAGUACGAAGGACUCCGCUAAGCUCGAAUAAACCUGAGCUCGUCUUCAUAGAUAAUUAUAUCAAUGAUAAGCUGCUUCAGAAGAAGGUGUCCAGUCAUAGCAUGACUAGGGGCCGGUAUUUUAAGUUGAGUAGUAUUUUCCUUAGUCACAGCUACUUUGCCAUUGAUAAGAUGCUUCGCUUAAAAACGAUCGAUUGUUCAUUACUACAAUCGCGCGACUGA